Lottia gigantea (owl limpet) is the source of this 567-nucleotide messenger RNA. RefSeq lists its product as hypothetical. The transcript has a single exon. NCBI's taxonomy places the organism in Eukaryota, Metazoa, Mollusca, Gastropoda, Lottiidae. The record is from RefSeq and is a predicted model, not a curated record. Bases 1 to 567 code for a protein of 188 amino acids.
AUGAAGUUACAUUAUGAUAAUGUGAGAAAUUUCUAUCCAAAUCAAGGUCAAGUAAAAAUAACUCCUUCAAGUUGUAUUUUACAACAAGCCAUGGAUUUUAGUGGUGUAGAUAUUAAAACUGAACCGAUUUUAGAUGAGGAUGUUUUCAUCAAUUCUACUGUUAAGUCACCAAAUAGUGACGAUGAGAAAUCCCGUGAUAGUGAUUCACCAAAUAGUUACAGAGGAUAUUCACCUUACAGUGAUGAUGCUAGUUUACAGUAUGGUGAUGAUAAUGUCCAUUCACCAACUGAGCCUAUCAAAUCACCAAGUACUGUUACAGAAUUCUUAGAUUUAUUUGAUUCUUUAAAGGACUGUGACCAAUAUUAUAAAAAUGAUACCAAUCUGUCGAAUAGUGAAAGUAAUAUUGACAAUGAUUGGUGGGAGAAAGCCUUUAAUUUAGAAGAUUUGAAUAAAGAAAGUGAAGUUUUAGAGAAAUCAGAUAUAAACCAGUUUUCCAGUUAUAAUAAUAAUAAUAUUUAUAAUGUAAACAAUAAUGAAGAUAAUUUAUUUAAUAUAUUUGAUAUUUAA